UGGUACGUAACUGAUGAUGAAUCCUUUUCUUCUUUUAUUAUAAAGAAAUCCUUAUCUUUUAAAAGCUAUCAAAAUUUGUUUCACCUUCUCACCUUCUUCUGAUUAGUGAAAAAUCUUCGUUUCACCCACCCAGCCACCAAAAAUCUCAGAACCAACCCAAAAACCUAAAAACCAUCCCAAAUCUUUAUAUUCGUACCUCACCCCUUGCAAUUCCCACCAUCCAGAUCUGGUAGAGAGAUAGAUCUGCAGCCAUCGCACCGCCCACGAAGGAGUGACGGUUGUGACGGCAAUGGAAAUCGUGCGACGGCCACCCUCUGAAUUUCGCUCCUCUGAUUUUUGCACACUUUCCUCUAAAAAUACCCAAUCCCCUGCACCGCUAAGUAAUUAAACAACACUCUGUUAUUUUCUCUUCUCUUGCAACCAACAUCAACAACAAUGGAUUCUGAAUGGUGUGUCCUUUCAGUUCACCCCCCUCUGAUUUUUACUCCUUCAUCUUCUCUUUAGUUCUGGAUGGGGUUUUUGGACUCAGAAUUUGGGUGGGGUGGAUUUCUGGGUGGGGUUAGGGGUGAGGGUGGGGUUGGUUGCGAUGGAUUUUCAAUAGGUGAGGGUGAGUUUCUGGGUUGGGGAUUUUGGUGGUUGGGGGUGAUGGUGGGGGUGGGUUCGAUGGAGUUUUGGAGAUGAGGUUCUAGGAAGGGAGUUCUGGGCAUGGGUUGCGUGGGGUGGUUUUAUGGGUUUUUGAGGUAGAGGUUGGGGUUGGAUGAAUGAUUUUUUUUUUGAACCUUUGGAUAAAUGAUGGGAGUUGGGUUUGGGGCCCCUAUGGGGCUCCCCGCCCCACUUAAAGUGGGGAAAUUACUGGAACGCCCCCCUUUAAUAGAAUACGGAAGCAACAUUUCCGUAUUCAAUACGGAAGUCUUAUAUCCGUAUUAUAUUAGUAUGUAAACCGGCAAGGGUUUAUUCAAACCCAUUUUAAACUUCAUUCCGUAUUUUGCCAAGCUCUUCUCCCCUCUUCAACCUUCGAUCUCUGUCGCUCCCCUUGCUUGAACCGUGUACUUGAAAGGUUCCAUCAUCUCCAUCAAAGCUCUUCACAACCCCAUUCUCAGAAUUGAAACCUAGAGUGAGAAUGAAGAACAGAAAGAGGUCUCAUGCUUCUAGUGAGGAUGUCGGGGCUACUGAGGAUAGACACCGGCGGUUACAUGCUUCUAGCCAGCGCGGCGAUCAUGCUGCAACCUCUCAGGCGGUGGAGGCUUCAGCUCCAGUUGUUUCUCCGCCGUCUCCCAUGAUUGAGGUUCCUCUGGUUGAUUAUCCGCCGUCUCCCACGGUUGAGAUACCUACAGUUGUUUCUCCGCCCUCUCCCAUGGUUGAGUCCUCAGGCGAGGAGUCCUCAGGCGAGGAGUCUUCCGGCGAGGAGUCAUCAGGCGAGGCCUCAUCCGGCAUGGGAGGAUCUGACGAGGAUAGUAUUCCUCCACCUACUGUUGAUGCUGAUGUCCUGCCGCCAGAGCAGGGGGAGCAGGGGGCACAGGGUGGCGAGGAGGACCUGAUCCAGAGGUUGCCGCCGUUUCCGGGGGGGCCUGUUGAGCUAUCGCUCCUCACCCAUUAUGCUGAUCACAAGGCUCCCUGGGCGUGGCAUGCACUCCUACGCACAGACGAGCGGUAUGUGGACCGUCGACAGUUGAAGGUGGCCACAGCUGGGGGGAAGGUUUGGAACCUUGCUUGUGAUGGUGAUUCAGACAGUCACAGGCGGGUUCGAGAGUUGAUUGAGCAGACGGGUCUUCAUCAGCAACAAGCACUCUGUAACGUGAUCAAAACCUAGUAACAGCUUCAUCUACUAUCCAAGGGAUCUCUUGGGAAAUAAUCUGUUGGGGAGAUGUUGUAACACUUGGACUGAUGAGGAUGUUGAUGACGGAAGCCCUUGAAGAUUCAAAGUGUGUAUGCACACUAACUUUUAGGUUCAAUUCGCCCCCACCAAUUAAUGUAUAUUGGAUGCAAUUGAGAAAACCGGCGAAUUCCCUUCAUGAUACUUUGAAUACCUUGAUGUGAUUUGCACUAACACACCAAACCUAUCUUUGAUAAUAGUUUACAGAAAAAUGAUUCUCACACUUCACUCAUGCAUUACUGAAGUGGAUGAUGAUUUAGAAUAAUGUAAAUGAGAGAGAAACUGGUUUUGAUGA
Lotus japonicus is the source of this 2168-nucleotide messenger RNA. RefSeq lists its product as uncharacterized. The coding region runs from base 1121 to 1810 and encodes 229 amino acids. The record is from RefSeq and is a predicted model, not a curated record. The transcript has 3 exons. NCBI's taxonomy places the organism in Eukaryota, Viridiplantae, Streptophyta, Magnoliopsida, Fabales, Fabaceae.